AUGACAACAACAGAGAACACAACAACUGCUAUCGUUCAUGAAGAUAUAAAUGAAGAAUACGAGUGGGUUCAGUAUAACAAACAGUUACGUCUCAUUCGUUCGGUCAAAGAUGACAUGUACCAAAUGCAAAGUAUUUUGAAUGCUCUUCGUUCUACAAAGCAAGCAUAUCAUUGGUUUGAAAACCAACAGACAAAAGAACUUUUAGAAGAAUUUCCUCAUAUGUUUGCGACCCUCGGAAAACCGAGGGUCGAGAUUCCGUACGAAAAUCGUCAAAAUUUGCCAAAUGGUUUGAGAGGUUGGUAUGUACAUAGACUUCUUGUAAAUGCUGUUGCAAUGUGGGCUUCACCUCGUUACGCUUGUUAUAUUUUCAUGAUGUUAGAUGAAAUUCAUAGACAAGAACGUGAAGAGAUGGAAAAGAAACUUCAAGCAAAAGAUGAAGUCAUUGAAGCAAAAGACAAAAACAUACAGAAAAGAAUACCACGUUCGGUACCAAAAGGUAAGGAAAAGAACUAUAAGUAUAUGAUUUAUACUGAAGAGAUGGAAAAUGAAGAAGACAGAGAUAUGGUUAUGUUGCAUUUAGUCAGAAGAAACAACAAAAGCUUUUACGACCUUGCUAAGAUUUACAAAUCUGACAGAAAUUG
Messenger RNA from Trichomonas vaginalis G3, 641 nucleotides. Its product is annotated as KilA, N-terminal/APSES-type HTH, DNA-binding family. The record is from RefSeq and is a predicted model, not a curated record. The annotation marks the transcript as partial. Lineage: Eukaryota; Parabasalia; Trichomonadida; Trichomonadidae. The transcript has a single exon.